Nothobranchius furzeri (turquoise killifish) is the source of this 2391-nucleotide messenger RNA. RefSeq names its product protein phosphatase targeting COQ7 a (gene pptc7a). Lineage: Eukaryota; Metazoa; Chordata; Actinopteri; Cyprinodontiformes; Nothobranchiidae. Gene Ontology annotation, molecular function: protein serine/threonine phosphatase activity. The record is from RefSeq and is a predicted model, not a curated record. Gene Ontology annotation, biological process: protein dephosphorylation. Gene Ontology annotation, cellular component: mitochondrion.
ACUGGAGGCCUUCCUGUUGGGUAACGGGGCUGAACGUUGUUUGUCCUUAUUAGGAAACGUUGAUUUGGUAACGUCUGACGUCAGAGGAGUCAUAAGACCGUAGUCGGUGCGGAGCGUGGCGCGAGGCCACAGCAACCUCAGGCGCCAGCAUGGCCGCUCACCACCCGCCGUUACAGCUAAAGCGUGAUGUUUUCUUUGGGUUCCUGUUUCACUAGAAGAGCCGGUGUUCGAGUGUCCGGUCAGCCCGGCUCCAUACCGCGCUGCCCGCCAACACUACGUGGUGGUUCCGGCGACGCGGCUAGCUUGGCCGGCUGGUUUGUGCGGAGUUGGUGCGUAGGGGAUGUUGUCGGUGCUGUCCUACGGUCGACUGGUCGCCAGAGCUGUCAUCGGUGGACUUUCUCAGACUGACAGUCGCGACUACAGCCUGGUGACGGCGAGCUGCGGCUUCGGUAAAGACUUCCGCAAAGGCAUCCUGAAGAAAGGGAUGUGUUAUGGGGACGACGCGUGUUUCAUCGCCCGCCACAGGUCUGCUGAUGUUCUCGGAGUUGCAGAUGGAGUGGGAGGCUGGAGGGACUAUGGUGUGGAUCCGUCGCAGUUCUCCGGUACUCUGAUGAAGACGUGUGAGAGGCUGGUGAAGGAGGGACGCUUUGUCCCCAGCAGCCCUGUUGGAGUCCUGACAGCCGGCUACUACGAGCUGCUGCAGAACAAAGUGCCACUACUGGGAAGCAGCACGGCCUGCAUUGUGAUUUUGGACCGGCAGAGUCACCAGCUGCACACGGCUAACCUGGGAGACUCCGGUUUCCUGGUGGUUCGCGGUGGGGAGGUGGUGCACCGCUCAGACGAGCAGCAGCACUAUUUCAACACGCCCUUCCAGCUGUCCAUCGCCCCCCCUGAGGCCGAGGGAGCCGUUCUCAGUGACAGCCCCGAUGCAGCAGACAGCUCCUCCUUUGACGUGCAGCUGGGUGACAUCAUCCUCACCGCCACUGACGGGCUGUUUGACAACAUGCCUGAUUAUAUGAUCCUGCAGGAGCUUAAGAAGCUGAAGAACUCAAACUACGAGAGCAUUCAGCAGACGGCCCGCAGCAUCGCAGAACAAGCCCACGUGCUGGCAUACGACCCCAACUACAUGUCCCCUUUUGCACAGUAUGCCUGUGAUUAUGGGCUGAAUGUGAGAGGAGGAAAGCCAGAUGACAUCACAGUAUUGCUGUCCAUUGUGGCAGAAUACACCGACUAGACGUGGAGGAGGACGUCUGCCUCCUUAAGAGAUGAGCUGCCUUCAGUCCUGCUGGUCAGGAUGUAACAGCUGAUGCUUCCAGUACAUCCGCAGGAUUCAGUCGCUCAUCCCAGAGACGACCAGCAUCUGGUUCCUUUUGCAUUGCAGACCUGUGUGCUGAGGUCCAUCAGGUCUGCAGGAGAGGAGCGUGAGUGGUGCUCCUGAGGGGCAUCAGGGGUCCGAGCCAGCAGAAGAGAACAGGACUUGGUCUGUCAUGUGUGAGGGGAGGGUGCAGAGUUGGUAAAGGGGUGUGUGUGUGUGUGUGUGUGUGUGUGUGUGUGUGUGUGUGUGUGUGUGUGUGUGUGUGUGUGUGUGUGUGUGUGUGUGUGUGUGUGUGUGUGUGUGUGUGUGUGUGUGUGUGUGUGUGUGUGUGUGUGUGUGUGUGUGUGUGUGUGUGUGUGUGUGUGUGUGUGUGUGUGUGUGUGUGUGUGUGUGUGUGUGUGUGUGUGUGUGUGUGUGUGUGUGUCAGCCUGAAAUGCACAAAGCUAAGGAGCAGAUCGAAAAAUAAGAGCUCAGCAUGACAGAGGAUGGUCAUGUGACCAGAUCCAUGCGAAUGUUCUUCGAGUACGAGAUGUCAAAGUUAUGUUCUUGGCCCGUCUGCUGUAGACUUCCAGAGACGGGCGAACGCUUCAGGAAGCAGCAGGUUUUUGCACUCGGCCCUCUCUCCCCGUGUCUGUAGGGAUGUGUGUUAGCUUUAGCUGUGCUAGCUUUACGACGUGCCUUGUAGGGGGGGGGGGGGGGUGAUACUGGCAGAGUCUGCCACCCCAGCUGGCUGGGCCAGGUAUGGAGCACAGAGGCUGAGUAGUUGAGGAGUAGUGAUGAAGCCAUCCCAAUUCAGUUAACAACCUUACCAGUAAGGACUGGAGAACCAGAGCUCCCAGUGACACCAGUCGUGUCAUUUUUAAAGUCCUGAGUGACGGGGCUGCCUCGAUACUAAGCUGUUGCUCCAGUCACCUGGUACUGCUGUAGGCGACCUGCUUCCUGACCCCCACCAACACGUCCUGCUUCUGUUCUCCAUCCUCCAGACCAAGUCACGACUUGUAAAUAAGAUGUACAGUUCACCUGAGGACAAAUGUAAAUCUGUACCAUAUUUAAAUAAAGACAAGUAUUUAUUAUAA